Manduca sexta (tobacco hornworm) is the source of this 2292-nucleotide messenger RNA. RefSeq lists its product as uncharacterized. Gene Ontology annotation, cellular component: protein phosphatase type 2A complex. Gene Ontology annotation, molecular function: protein phosphatase regulator activity; calcium ion binding. The record is from RefSeq and is a predicted model, not a curated record. Gene Ontology annotation, biological process: protein dephosphorylation. NCBI's taxonomy places the organism in Eukaryota, Metazoa, Arthropoda, Insecta, Lepidoptera, Sphingidae.
CACUAUCGAGCCGAAUGAUCGAACGGGUGCUGUCAGGCUGCGUGACACGCGGCAACCAAAACCGGCUGACGCCCGACGGAGAGCCGCGCAUGUCCUACACAGAGUUCGUGUGGUUCCUACUCGCUGAGGAGGACAAGACGCAUCCCACCGCCAUUGAAUACUGGUUCAGAUGCAUGGACUUGGACGGCGACGGGUACAUCUCCAUGUACGAACUGGAGUACUUCUACGAGGAGCAGAUGCAGCGCAUGGAAGCCAUCGGCAUCGAGACACUGCCCUUCAACGACUGUUUAUGUCAGAUGUUGGAUAUGGUGCACCCAGCGGAGGAGGGUAAGAUAACGCUAUCCGACCUGAAGCGGUGCAAGCUGACGCCGAUCUUCUACGACACGUUCUUCAACCUGGAGAAGUACUUGGACCACGAGCAACGAGACCCGUUUGCCACGCAGCGCGACUCCGACUGCGAGAUGUCAGAAUGGGAUAGAUUCGCAGCGGAAGAAUACGAGCUACUGGUAGCAGAAGAGGGCGGUAGCGACGCGCAGGACCAAAUCUCAUACGAUGAGACGGACGAGGACUGUCUGUCACCAAAUCUAGAUGAUAUCACGAACACGGAAGUAAUAGAGGACUCGAGCGUGGAGGAGUCGACGUUGAGCGACGGCGCGCCGCACCCGCCCGGCGCCCGCCUGCACCCCGCCGCGCCCGGCUACGUCAACCUCAGCUCCAUAUACUCGCUCGGCAACGACCGCUGGGGAGCCAACGCCGCCACCGCAUCGGCACCCAAGAACGGUCUCCCAGAGAAGAAGAUGGAGAAACCAAUACCCCCGGAGAAGCCGGUCAGUCUGAUGAUGGUUAACGGCAAAUUGGAUAACCGAUACGCCGGCUUUGGUAACAACAGUUUCUUGUACUCGCAUCUGCUCGGCUCGAGCGGGGCGCGGGCCAAGGACCCUCCCCCGUACACGGCGGCCACCGGCGGACUCUUCGACAAGUCUGGAGAAGUGAAAAAAGCCACGUCGCCGGUAAAAGUUAAAUCACCACUCACAAGUCCCGUGAACGGUGUGAACAAGAUCUCUGACAACUACGAGCGGGCGGUCGCCGAGCGUCUCAGCCCGGCUCGCGAGAUCUCGCGGCUGAACCGCAGCAGCGUGUUCAGUAAGGUGAGCACGGGCGCGGUGGCGAGCAAGGUGAAGCAGAACUCGCCGCGCAAGGACGACGAGGACGACGACUACGCGCGGGACAGCGACGAGUGCUCCAUUUAGACGCGAGUGUUCGGCUCGAGAGCAAUGCGUUGCGAGUUACUUUUACUUCAGUGAACACCAAAGAUCAUUACGUGAUGCAUUACGCCUGUAGUUAGAUUUUGGAACAUUGAACAUGUUGUUAAAGGGUUAUCAGAAACAGAGAAAUAUUUUUUCAACGUAUCCUAGUGGUCGAUACGUGCCUUGUGACGAUUUAGCGGCAGUAGGCGUUUGGACGUUCGUAGCCAUAGUGCGUAGACACAGAAGUGCACUCAUAUCGAUGUAUCGAUGGACUAUAUCGAUGUUGAACGUUCUGUUAACGUAAUCUAGUUUCAGCAUUUUAAUAUUGUAGCGAUCGUGUAUCUAUUAUUUAAUACGUAAUUAUUGUUUAUUUCCCAAUGUAUUAUGCGAUUAUUUUACGUGUGGGUCUAUGUAUUUAUAUUAUAAAGCAAUCGGCGUAUAUGUUUGCAGGUAUUAUAAUUAGAAAUCGCUGUCAAUCUCAUUUACCGUCUGUAGAGUUAUCCACUCAUAUCAUUGCUCCAUCCACAUCAACGCAUUCGAAACAUAAGCUAUCAAAGCAUUCGUCCGUAAAAUUAUCAUGACAAAAAUCAGUGUAAGAAACACGCACACUAAUUUAGUAUUUAGUAGGUAGAUAAAUUCUGAUAAGGGAUCAUCCCAAAGGAUUUACCUGGAAGGAGCUUAGUGUUAACCUAAUUCGUUAAAAUUUGUCAAAUUAAGCAUUAGGAAAUAGAUAAAACGCAGCUGCAAAACAGAUGUGGAAAUUGUUAUAUCUAUUUGACACUUGAGACUUGACUGCAAACUGGUUCGAGGCGAUGGACGAGUGGUUCUAGGUGUUACGAAUAGGGGUGUAGUCAAGAUAUCCGAAAUCCUAAGUAGGUACUUUAAAAUACAACCAAAUACAUCGACAUAGUACAAGAUAUUAUAUACAUAUUGUUGACACGAAGUAUGACGGAUGCUUUAACGAUUAAUUUGAACAUACUUUGAAAAUUGGUUAUUGUAGUGUCGGUAAGUACAAAAAUAUUACAAAUACGUUUUUUUUUAUCAA